AUGAUGCGGCAGGAGGAGAUAUCUCAACUGACCGCUUUCCACGCCGCCCAUUUCCCGGGUCAACCGAUCCCGCAACUGACCAUGAUCCAACAUCAAGUCGAAGGUCAAACUGAACCCGACCACCUUACGGGAAUUAAUGAUGACGAACUCGGCUACUACGACGACGGGACCAAGAGAACCCUGACCAAUGAACAGAUCAAGAUGUUUCGUCACUCGGAGAUUCAACGCUUGCUGAACGAAAGAAGGGCAGCCAGAGAAAAGGACGAAAAGCCGGUGAACACGGAGCCUGACCGUAGCUCCUCUGCCACUCGGAACUCUAGGAAGCACCGAUUUCACGAUGAACCUUCGACGCACCAUCCAAAUGUCAAUACCCUUGUGUACGACGAACAACCAGAGUCCCACUCGGCUUCAACUGCAACAGAGAAGGGAUUCUUGUGGCCAGUUCUAGGGCAGCGCGAAUCAUGA
This is a messenger RNA of Cladophialophora carrionii CBS 160.54, 465 nucleotides long. RefSeq lists its product as uncharacterized. The record is from RefSeq and is a predicted model, not a curated record. The coding region runs from base 1 to 465 and encodes 154 amino acids. NCBI's taxonomy places the organism in Eukaryota, Fungi, Ascomycota, Eurotiomycetes, Chaetothyriales, Herpotrichiellaceae. The transcript has a single exon.